Molecule: messenger RNA, 2806 nt
Organism: Scophthalmus maximus (turbot)
Lineage: Eukaryota; Metazoa; Chordata; Actinopteri; Pleuronectiformes; Scophthalmidae
Gene: hmgxb4a
Product: HMG box domain containing 4a
Exons: 14
Coding region: 225-2129 (634 amino acids)
Source: RefSeq, a predicted model, not a curated record
UGUGGGUGAAAGCCUCGGGCUUUCCUUCGCCGUCCACACCGGCCAGCCGAGGGCACACUCGGCGGUGCGGACUCGAGUCCUGGAAAUAUUGGGAAUGGGAAGCUAAGGAGUGAAAGUGAAUGGAGAGGGGGUGUGUUUAUGUAUCUUCAUAAAAAAUCUUUAUCCUGCCUUUAUGGUGUCAGUGACAUCCUGUGACAAGAGAACGAGUUGGCAAAGAAGGAACCAUGGCAUUUGAGGAGAUCAAGAGCAAAGGAGGAAUGGAUGUGGGGAUGGAGGGAGAGAGGGGCCUUGUGGCCGGCCGUAGCCAGAGAGAGAAGAGGAGGUCGUACAAGGAUCUGCUCAGGGAGGAGGAGGAGAUAGCUGCUCAGGUCCGAAAGUCCUCCAAGAAACGACCCAAGGACUCAGAACUUUUCAUGCUGGGAGGGGAGUCCCAUAAAAAGAAGAAGAAACAUAGCGAUGACCACUAUCACAGAGACCACGAUGGUUCAGGCCCGCCUUCUCACAAGAAAAAGCACAAGUCUGCAGACCGCUCCCCACCUAUGUCUUCGCCAUCGUCCUCCCACCCGACAGAUACAGCAAUGGGUCUCCUGCAGGCCAUCACCUCCCCACUGGCGACAGGCUCGGACCCCAGCCCCCACUUACACAAGAAACCAUCCUAUCCCUCCUUCUCCUCACAUUCCUCCAAGGACCGCAAGCGUGAGAGCAGCAGCGGCAGCGGAAGCAAAGGGAGCCACUCCCUCUCUCACUCCCGCCCCAUGCCUUCCUCGUCAUCCUCCUCCAAGAAACACUCCUCUUCGUCAAAGUCGUCUCUGUUCCACGGCGGCGCUCCCAAAGAGGAGCCAUUAACGCUACGCGAGGCAGACGGGCUGAAGAUGAAGCUCAUCAUGUCGCCGGAGAAGGAGGACGGGGAGAGCUUCCCAUUCACGCCACACUCAUCCAAAGGAGGUGUGAAAAAGGAGAAGGAGCGAGACAGGAUGCAGGUCUCAAAGUUACCCAAGAAGAAGCAACAACAGCAGAAUCGAGAUCCACUGCCUGUAGUGGGGAAAGAGGUGGAGGUGGAAGGUCACUAUGGAGGUGGCAUGGGAGAUGAGAGUUCCUCAUCUGGGGCCGAGCUGGAGGCAGGGGAGCUGGUGAUCGACGAUUCCUACACAAACCUGUCGAAAAAGAAGAAGAAGAGCAAGAAAAGCAAGAAGAAAAAGGACAAGGAGAAAGACCGAGAUAAGGACAAGAGCGGGAAAGACAAGAAGCACAGCAAAGGAUUUGGAGCUACAAGAGACAAGAAAGCUACUGGUUUCUCCCGGUCAAACACAGCAGGAGCAGCAAACCAAGCCCUCAGUUUGUCUAACUGUAGCCAUGGCCAUGGUGCUGAAAAAAACUCAUCGAAGGGCCACAGCCACUCCCAUCCCACCGUCACUCACAGUGCCGUUGGUCCGAUGUAUGCCAUGGGCACACCAAUCCCUCCACACCACCAUCAAGGCAGUGAUGGAGUUACGGAGAAGAAAAAGAAGAAAGAAGAGAAGGAUCGGGAAAAGCAUGAAAAGGAAAAAGAAAAGCCCAAGAAGAAAAACACAACAGCAUAUCAGGUGUUCUGUAAGGAGUACAGGGUCAACAUAAAUGCAGAACAGCCAGGACUAGUCUUUGGUGAGCUAAGUAAGAGGUUGGCAGAGGUUUGGAAAGCGAUGCCUGAGAAAGACAAACUAGUGUGGAGGCAGAAAGCUCAGUAUCUGCAGCACAAACAGAACAAGGCCGAGGCCACAACGAUCAAACACAAGAGCUCCGCUGAGAGCAAAAGCAAAGUUGUAGGAGCGGCACCAGGGCUGGUGUCGCCAAACAAAUCGCCCAGCACCAUGUCCCUGUCCCCUGCUCGAGUUCCAGAUGUGGAUCCCAUCGAUGCAGCAGCGCACCUGCAGCUGCUUGGGGAGUCCCUGUCCCUGAUUGGCCAUCGACUACAAGAAACAGAGGGGAUGGUUGCCGUGUCCGGGAGUCUGUCUGUGCUUCUGGACUCCAUUUUGUGUGCGCUGGGCCCACUGACGUGUCUCACAGCACAGAUACCACAGUUGAACGGAUGUCCUCGAAACGUCCUGUCAAAUACAUUGGACAAUAUCGCCUACAUCAUGCCUGGACUGUGAGUAAAGGACGAUGAUCGGCGUGGAGGGAUUUGUCAGCCAGAGUCAGCGGAUGUGACUGGAACGGUUCGGACACAGGAGCGACUCUCGGACUUUUAAUUCAAGCCACUGCCCAGCAUCUGACAACUUGGAUAUUUUUUAGUCCCAACAUGUUUUUAAAGUGUAUUUUUUUAAAAACCUCAUUCUCUUAAUUUUUUUAACUGUCAUAUUUUUUUUAAAGAAACAUUUUACCGGACAUGUUAAUCUUUCUUGCCAUGUCAGCUCAGUUUUACUGUGACUGUACAGUGGACUGUCGUGUGAACGGGUGUGCGACUGUGUGUGAUGUGCUGAAUGUGUGUAUUGGUUUAGCUGUUCAGUGGGUUUGACUGCUGAGCGUCUUUUUUACUGAAAUGUACAGGAACAAUUAUGUUGACCUCUUUCACUCGUCAUCAACAUAACAUAAUAUAUUUAACACCUGAACUUUUUUUUUCUUUGAUCAUGUAAAAAGUACUGUCACUCCUUGCUCGUUUUAUAGAUUUGAUAUUUUACUGUGAGUACAGAAUUUCGAUUUUUGUGUCUGUACUGUAGAAUUUCCAGAAGCGAUAGAAAGCACCUUUUGGUGCUACCUUGUAAUCGAGAGCUGCCAUAGCGAUUCAGUGUCACAGCUUCAAAACAUUAAAAUAUGAUCUGUUCAGCUGUGA